This is a messenger RNA of Astyanax mexicanus (Mexican tetra), 3021 nucleotides long. Its product is annotated as SLAIN motif-containing protein 1-like. The transcript is spliced from 10 exons. Gene Ontology annotation, cellular component: microtubule plus-end. Gene Ontology annotation, biological process: cytoplasmic microtubule organization; microtubule nucleation; positive regulation of microtubule polymerization. NCBI's taxonomy places the organism in Eukaryota, Metazoa, Chordata, Actinopteri, Characiformes, Acestrorhamphidae. The record is from RefSeq and is a predicted model, not a curated record. The coding region runs from base 137 to 1981 and encodes 614 amino acids.
CAGUUGGCUACACGCGCCGCCUGAAAUCACGGCGAAGGCGGCGGGUGAGCGGUGAACGGUGCGAGGCCGUCCAGCGCAGUGUUUUACCGCCGCUUCAGCUCCGUUAAUUCACUGUUUGGAUAGUUCCUCUCACUCCAUGGAUGCCGCCGUGUUGAAGCCCCGGAUAGCGGCGGACAGAGGCUGCGGCGCCGCCGUGAACGCGGAGAUAGAGGUGAAGAAGCUGCAGGAGCUCGUGAGGAAGCUCGAGCGGCAGAACGAGCAGCUGAGGACGCGCGCGCUCGCCAGCCCGCGGUCCCUGCCCCAGCCGCUGUCCCUGUUCUCGCCCUGCCCGGUUCCCGCGCUGUCCGUGCACACCGCCCUGUCCCCGUGCUGCGGGCCCGAGGAGCCCUUCCCGUAUUUCCAGCCGCACUCAGUCGCUGACACUGCGGAGGAGGCGGGGACCGAGGCGCCCGUGCCGCCGGAGCCCACGGUGCUGGAUGAGGUGGAGAUACUGGACCUGGAGUCCAUGUUUCAGUGUCACCAGCCUGAGUCUGAUGAGACCUGGUUGUAUACAUCCUCAAAGCCAUGCUUGUGGUCUAGUGGAGGUCAGUCCCCCCUGCAGUGGUGCAGGCAUGCGCUGGACCAUCUCCAGCCCGAAUCGGAGACAGUCAGACGGUCACUGUGUCAGAGACUUGACUCAGCGAGUAGAUGGAGGGGUGUAUUCUCCUCCUCCUCCUCCCCGUCCUCUCCUGCUUUCCCUCACAGCCGUGUAGUUGGAGUCUCCCCGAUCUGCACCUCCUCCACCGCCUCUAAAUCCUGCUGCACUCCAGCUCCUAGCUCCUAUGAGAGAACAGCCUCAUCUGUUCCCUCAUCCCUCCAUCCCUCUCUCCUUUCGACCCUGACCCCAUUCGGAAAGGACCGCUCUCCUCUAGCAGAGAGAACUCCCACUUUCCUCUAUCACCCAACCAGCCGCAGUCGUAGUCUGCGGCGCACUCCUUUCAGCCCCCAGUCGUCUCUGGACAGUGAGUUGAGUGCGUCAGAACUGGAGGAUGACUCCAUUGCUCUGGGAUACAAACUGGAGGACCUCACUGACGUGCAAGUGAUGGCUCGCCUUCAGGAGGAGAGUCUGCGUCAGGAUUAUGCCACAACUUCAGCUUCCUCUGCGAAAACAAGGCGCAGUUCCAGCUUCUCCUUUCAGUUCGGGCAGCGGGGCGAGUCCCAUUUAGAGAAGGACGAUGAUGAUGAUGAUGAAGAUGAUGAUGAAGAUUAUGGUCAGCUGCCUCCUCCACAGCCCCGUUUGACCCGGGCUGGACCCUUACAGCGUGGUCUUCCUCAUUCACACACCUUCACCAGCAUCAGGGACUGGCGACGGAGCACCCCCUCCACUCCCACAACCCCCCCAACCCUCCCCUACCAAACCCCAGCCAGCCUGAGCACCCUCACCUCCACACCCGAGCAGCCCAGCCUCCGGACCUGCCCAGUGGAUCAUGAGAAUAAAUUGCGGAGGAGCAUGCCCAACCUGGUGAGGGCUCCCAGCAUGCCGAGUGUACCAACUCCUGCCAAUCACACAGGUUCUCCAACAUCCAUCCGGAACAGCCAAAGCUUUGACUCAUCUAGUGGUCUUGCGAGACUACAGUCCUCCAUUCCUUCUCCAGGGCAGCUCCAGAACCGGGUCCAGAGUGUCGGAAACUUCCCAUUGUCUACACGCCAACCGCUCAAGGCCACUGCGUAUGUGAGCCCCACAAUUAAAGGGCCCUCCACCAUGACUACAUCCGCCAGUUUACAGUCCCUGCCAAGCAGCGGCAUUCCCCUGCCCAGCAAAGGAGGCGGCACUCAGACGCCCGGCCGCAGUGGCCUGCCACGCCCUGCUUCAUUUAUAGGGACCAGCUCCACUCCUCGGAGCAAGCUCACUCAACCUGUGAGAAGUAUGCUGAUGCCACCAAAGAGCCUGGCAACCCUCAGUGCCCUACGGGACGCAAACUGGCGCGAUGGCUGUUACUGAAGGGUGGAAGGUGUUGCGCAGGACAACGGAACAGACAGGGGAGACGAAGACGUGCCCUGCUGGAUGGGGCUGCACUGCAUCACUAAGUGUUCUUGGAGGGAAAGAAAAUAAUAAUGAACGUAUGAGAUAUUUAUAGGUGUGAAUGCAUAACAGGUUUAAUCCUGAAGAUUGACAGAUUCCCUCUGUUCCGCUUGUUUCUCAAGAUCUGUAUGCAAAAAAACUAAAUCCUGUUUUAUUUCUUUUUUUACUUUCUGACCUGCGGACGAUUGACCGUUCUAGAACUGAGACUUUUAUAUGAGUGUUUAACAUGACAGAAUACAGAGCUAACCACUGACAAUGUAUUUAAAAAAAUAAAACACGAGAGGUAGCGCACUGCCAAUAAAUAGACAUCAGUUCAUUUCUUUCGCCUUUUAAAAUAAUAACUUCUCUGUUGGUGUUUUUUUUUUCCAAAAGGAGAAACGCCAAACAUGCUGCUAAACAAAUCUGGCAAAAAAAAACUACUGCAAUAUAACUCCUCAUUUUUUGUAAUUGAUUUUAACCAAUGAUUUCAUUGUAUGCAGGAAUUAAAAAAGAAUAAUGAUGUUAGCUAGUUAGAGUACUGAUCUUUUUUAAAUUCACUUUAGAAAACAGGUCUACAGCAUAUUCAGACUGGAAGACAACAUUUUGAUUCUAUAUAAUAACUCGUUAUUGAAAAGACUGUAAAGGUGUUUUAAUUUAACUCAUGUUUUGUUAUAAUAAUAAUAAUUAUUAUUGUUUUCAUUGUUUGGUAUUGCACUGUUAUUGUGUUUUUUGUUUUUUGUUUUGUUUUUUAAUCACUGAAUAUGAGUCACUGGAUUAAGGGUUAACUUGGACAGCCACAGAUGUAGCACUGUACAAAUCUUCCUUCCUGUGUUCUUAAUGUAUAAAACACAUUUGAAAGUAUUCAUGUUUGCACAUUGCACUGGGUAAUGUAUCACAAUACUUUUUUGUUUAUUUCACUUUAUAAUGCUUUUAAAAAGUAUGUGUGUAAGACGAAAAUAAAGUUUUUUAUAUUAACUGUU